UUUGUUCCAAGAACCCUUUCUCUCAACCCCAAAGAUCAGCUCUCUCUCUCUCUCUCUCUCUUUUUUUUUUUUUUUUUUUGACUUUCUAAAAAAAAAUUCCCUCUUCCUACUCUUUCACUCCUCGCUACUCUCACCAUCGUUGAACAACUUUCUACACCGUCUUGAUCUCAACAGUUAUCACCGGGCUCUCAGGAGAUUGAUUGCCCGAGUGUCCACGUACUCAUCAUGGCUUCUUUCAAGGAAUUAUCUCUGUCUCGCCCUCUCCCUCAAUCCAAUCCACGCCACCAUUCCCACUCCAUCUCGCUCGGUGCGGUCAAUGCCAACCAUCGGGUCACUCGUCGAAAGAGUGUCACCACCGCCGCUGCGGCCAACGCUGCGGCCGCCGCGGUCGCAGCGUCUAUGAAGGACUCGUCGGGGGAAUCGGUGGGAUUGCCGGCGUCCCUGCACCGUCGUGGGAGUCGGAAGGGCUUGGAGUCUAGCUCGGUCGGAGCCCCCUCCGGCUUCGGCUCUUAUCUCUCGCGGAGCAUAAACAGCCCCAGUCAGGAACCCCCGGUCGCUCGCAAAUCCUCUCCCAACCAGUCCAACGACGAAUCGUCGGCCACUGCCGUGGAUGAGAGCAAUUCCGCCUCCAAGCCCGUCAACACUAAGAACCGUAACCGCCGGGCUAGCGAGGGGUCGCACUUAAUCAAAGGCGAAGGAAAGCGCGUGAUGGCGGAACUUCGCUGCGAACGUUGCGGGAAAGGGUAUAAGCAUGGCAGCUGCUUGUCCAAGCAUAUGUGGGAACAUGACCCUGCGUGGGCUAUUACCUCGAAGCUCUUGAUCUCCAAGCACCAGCAAGUUCAAUUGCUGGAGGCUGCGUCGGUCCUGGUCACCAUGACGGAGGAUCCUGCCGCGGAAACCCCCGAGGCCGAUUCGGAGGUCUCGUCGGCGUCGCCAGAUGCCUCGUCAGAGCUCCGAGAUGGUCUCAGCUCGGCGGAGACGACUCCGCCACCCAUGGACGAGGACGGCGAGGACGAUUAUGAGAUGUCUCCGGAGCCCACGGACAAGCGAUACAGUGUCGGCAACUCCAUCGGUCACUUCUCCCACUCCUACCAGUCCGUCCCGUCGAGCUCGUUCACCGGCAGCGCUCCGUGGGCCUCGCCGGCGUUCUCGCACUUCCGCCAUUCGAGCAUCGAUACCCGACCCUCUACGGCGGAGGCCAAGCUACACGACGACGACGAGGCAGACCUGGCCGCGGCCAUCGGUCUCUGCAACUUCGGCACCCCUCGCACCGGACCCGUCAACCUCUCUCCCAGCGUCCCUCCCGUGCCCCCUUUGCCGACUCGCUUCCUGGACCAGAACGGCUCCGGUGGCAAUCAGAGCCAGAGCCUAGGCCGGGAAGGGAUCAAGCCGACGGAUACGGACAUCGCCAACUCCACACCGAACACCUUCUUCUCUCUCUCGUACAACCCAUCCCUAUCGUAUAAAGUGUCGGAUGAGCGAGACGUGAAGAUGGGAGAUACCGAUCGUACCACCCGGCAAAAUCGCAAUGCGGACGUCGAUUUCGGGAACCGCCCCGUCGCAGCCGAUGACGAUGACGACGGCGUCUUUGGUCGAAUGGAGGAGUAAUCUCUCUCAUUCCUCUUGUUGUCUUGGUCAUUCACUCUUCUUUUUUUUUGGUUUUUUGAUUAUCUAGCUGAUAUUUCCCCCCU
Messenger RNA from Aspergillus steynii IBT 23096, 1691 nucleotides. Its product is annotated as putative C2H2 finger domain protein. Bases 226 to 1608 code for a protein of 460 amino acids. The transcript has 3 exons. The record is from RefSeq and is a predicted model, not a curated record. Lineage: Eukaryota; Fungi; Ascomycota; Eurotiomycetes; Eurotiales; Aspergillaceae.